Thermothielavioides terrestris NRRL 8126 is the source of this 1691-nucleotide messenger RNA. RefSeq lists its product as uncharacterized. The transcript has a single exon. The coding region runs from base 162 to 1586 and encodes 474 amino acids. Gene Ontology annotation, cellular component: mitochondrion. The record is from RefSeq and is a predicted model, not a curated record. Lineage: Eukaryota; Fungi; Ascomycota; Sordariomycetes; Sordariales; Chaetomiaceae.
CCGGCAGGCAAUAUCCUCCACGGUACUCCGUACCUGGGGAAAUUUUCAAGCGCUCCGCUACACCUUCCCGUCCACCUGCUCCGAAUUCAAAUCACAACCCGGGCACGCCAGCACUAAGCAGUGUUUUGCGCACCGCGAGUGGCGCGCGGGCUGAGCCCAGCAUGUCGACUACUCUUCUUCCGUUCCUCUACCAGACCCAGACACUUCAGCGGCUAUCGCGGACUGGCGUCCCGACCCGCACAUUCCGCGCUCUGCUGCAUUCCACGGCGGCCCGAAGCAACCCCCCGCGCAGUCGGCCACACGGUCCCCGGCACGAGGAUAUCCCGUUCGAGUUGCCGGAGGGUUACGAGCGUCCUGACGGUAGAUCAGAAGAUCAAGAUGCCGAGGCGGGUGGGAUGCGGUCGACCAUCACGCGACAGGAGCACGAAAUCUUCAGUCGCAUCUUCGAAGAGAUUGCGACCCGAAAUGCCACGCGCCCUCGUCCCGCUGUACCACCGGCACCUCCGCCGUCCGCUGGCCCGGAAAGCCCGAGACCUGCUCCUGACGAAUCUGCGGGUGAUUCCCUGCCCUCCCGCCUCGGCUUCCUCAAAUUCGACGACCUGCAAGUCCGGACGGAGGAACCCAACCCCGAGAAGGUCCGCAACACGGUCAACAUCAUAGUGCAGGACGCGGCCGAGGUGCAGUCCAACUUCCGGCGGCAGAUGAUGAGGCCGUUCGACCCGCUCCACCCUCUCGAACAAACAUCAGCCGCAUCCGACUGGGAAAAGGCCCUGCUGCGGUUCCCGCCCAGCCUGCGGAAAGCCGCGCGCAUGGCGUUGGGCACCAUCGAGGAGGACAAGGCAGCCGAAGUGCAUGGUUCGGCAACCCCAGCAGCGGAGCAGAGCCUGAGCAUAGAAGAGAAGCCAGCGCGGCAGCUCGAUCUGAAGCUGGACCCUCUCGCCAAGUCGGUUCAGAACGAAGCCCUCAGGCGCGAGCAGCGCAACCGGGUCGAGGCCAAGAUGCACGCGGCGCAGACCGACUUUGAGCUCUGGGACAUCCUCGAAGAGGAGGUCUUCCCGCUGGUCGAGAAGCUCGGCAUCGACGAGGCGUCGUCCAAGGCGAAGCGCAGCCGCAAGCGCGACAAGAGCAAGCUCCCGCUGCACGUCUACGGGCCGCUGUACCCCUCGUACCUGCUCAGCGCGCUGCGCCUGUUCGACACUAAGUUCGCGCGCUCCUCGCCGCUGGCGCUGCACAUCCUGCCGCGCGUCAAGGAGCUCGGCCCGGCCAGCUACGUGCUGGGCGUCAGCACGCCCUUCUACAACGAGCUGGCGCGCAUCCUGUGGAACCGCUACGGCGACCCGACCGCCGUCUUCAACCUGCUCGAGGAGAUGCGCGUCGCCGGCCUGUACUGCGACGAGACCACCCGCGGCGUCGUCCAGGCCAUCGAGAACUUCCUGGCCUCCGUCGGCCAGGGCAAGUGGGGGCCCUUCCUGCGCGAGCUGGCGAGCCUGCCCGAGUUCGAGUUCGCCCUUCUGCCGAGGAUCAGGCACUGGCUGAAGACGAUCAAUAUGCACAUCUACGAGAGGAAGCAUCAGUUGCAGGCGUGAGCAGGGGGUGACAGGGACGGCGGCGCCGUCUCCGUCCGGAAGGUGUAUGGCUCUGUGUACGAUUGGCGAUGUACGACUGGCGGGAUUUGUAAAAAAGGCGGUAUA